GGUUGCACCUGACGGAAGCAGAGUCGCUGCUGCCAUCCCACAGCGGGUUUUGAGGAUUCCAGUCGACAAUUGACAAAAUUCAGACAGCAACUGGCUUCCCCACUCGCCAGCGAAGAUGUCUCGGGGCUCUAUCGAGAUCCCUCUGCGGGACACAGAUGAGGUUAUUGAGCUCGACUUCGACCAGCUGCCAGAGGGAGACGAGGUCAUCAGCAUCUUGAAGCAGGAACACACGCAGCUGCACAUCUGGAUCGCUUUGGCGUUGGAGUACUACAAACAGGGGAAAACGGAGGAUUUCGUGAAGCUUUUAGAAGCCGCGCGUAUCGAUGGAAACCUUGACUACAGAGAUCACGAGAAGGACCAGAUGACCUGUCUGGACACGCUCGCAGCUUACUAUGUCCAGCAGGCACGCAAAGAGAAAAACAAAGAUGCCAAGAAAGAGCUCAUCACGCAGGCCACCCUGCUCUAUACGAUGGCUGACAAGAUCAUCAUGUAUGAUCAGAACCACUUGUUGGGAAGAGCCUGUUUCUGCCUGCUGGAAGGAGACAAGAUGGACCAGGCAGAUGCUCAGUUUCACUUUGUGCUCAACCAGUCCACCAAUAACAUCCCUGCUUUGCUUGGUAAGGCCUGCAUCUCCUUUAACAAAAAGGAUUACAGAGGAGCAUUGGCAUAUUACAAAAAAGCUCUGCGUACAAACCCAGGAUGCCCAGCUGAGGUCCGACUGGGCAUGGGCCACUGCUUCGUGAAGCUCAACAAACUGGAAAAGGCUCGCUUGGCUUUUGGACGAGCCCUUGAGCUGAAUUCAAAGUGUGUGGGAGCGCUGGUUGGGCUGGCUGUGCUGGAGCUCAACAACAAGGAGGCAGACUCCAUCAAGAACGGAGUGCAGCUCCUGUCCAGAGCCUACACCAUCGACCCCCCAGCAACCCCAUGGUUGCUCAACCACCUCGCCAACCACUUCUUCUUCAAAAGGACUACAGUAAAGUGGCAGCAUCUCGCUCUGCAUGCGUUCCACAACACAGAAGUUGAGGCCAUGCAGGCUGAGAGCUGCUAUCAGUUAGCUCGCUCAUUUCACGUGCAGGAGGACUACGAUCAGGGCUUCAGUAUUUACUACCAGGCCACUCAGUUUGCGUCGUCCACCGUUGUGCUGCCCUUCUUUGGCCUCGGGCAAAUGUAUGUGUAUCGAAGAGACAAAGAAAACGCAGCGCAGUGCUUUGAAAAGGUGCUGAAAGCGUAUCCCAACAACUACGAGACGAUGAAGAUCCUGGGUUCCCUCUACGCGACAUCUGAUGACCAGGAAAAGAGGGACAUUGCCAAAGGUACGUGGCUUCACGGUCACUUGAAGAAGGUGACGGAGCAGGUACCAGACGACGUGGAGGCGUGGAUUGCCGCUCAGAUCCUGGAGCAGACUGACAUUCAGGUGCGCUGUCUGCGGUACGGCACGGCCACCCGCAUCCUGCAGGAGAAGGUGCAGGGCCGACGUCCCCCCCGAAAUCCUGACAACCUGGGAGCUCUGCACUUCAGACUGGGCAAUCUGGGGGAAGCAAAGAAAUAUUUCCUUGCAUCACUGGAACGAGCCAAAGCCGAAGGCGAGCAUGACGAGCAUUACUACAACGCUAUUUCUGUCACCACCUCCUACAAUCUGGCCCGCCUGUACGAAGCUAUGUGCGAAUUCCACGAAGCUGAGAAACUCUACAAAAACAUCCUCCGAGAGCAUCCCAACUAUGUUGACUGUUAUUUGCGUCUGGGAGCGAUGGCUCGCGACAAAGGAAACUUCUAUGAGGCGUCCGACUGGUUCAAAGAAGCCCUGCAGAUCAAUCAGGAUCAUCCGGACGCCUGGUCUCUGAUAGGAAACCUGCACUUGGCCAAACAGGAGUGGGGUCCGGGCCAGAAGAAGUUUGAGCGGAUCCUGAAGCAGCCGUCCACACAGAACGACACGUACUCCAUGCUGGCGUUGGGAAAUGUGUGGCUGCAGACUCUGCACCAGCCCACCAGGGACCGGGAAAAGGAAAAGAGACACCAGGAUCGCGCCCUGGCCAUAUACAAACAAUCCUGCAGAAAUGAUGCUAAAGAAUCUGGUUAUGCUGCCAAUGCAUCGCGAAUGUGUGGUGAACCUGCUCACAUCUACGUGGAAGCAGAAGCAGUAACAUCCUGCGCCGUGGAGAUGUAUGAGAAUCUGCCUGAAGAGCAAAUUUCCUACAAAUACCAGAACACAGAGGUGCUGCUGUACCUUGCAAGAGCGCUCUUUAAAGUGGCAAAACUCAGGAGUGCAAGCAGAUGCUGGCUUAAGGCCCGGCACGUCGCUCCCAGCGACACGGUGCUCAUGUUCAACGUGGCCCUGGUGCUCCAGAGACUGGCCACGCUGGUGCUGAAAGACGAGAAGAGCAACCUGAAGGCCGUGCUCAGCGCCGUCAAAGAGCUGGAGCUGGCUCACAGGUAUUUCAGCUACCUCAGCAAGGCUGGAGACAAGAUGAGAUUUGACCUUGCUCUCGCCGCGUCUGAAGCCAGGCAGUGCUCUGAUCUGCUGAGUCAGGCACAGUACCAUGUGGCAAGAGCCAGAAAGCAAGAUGAGGAGGAAAAGGAGCUCCGUGCCAAGCAAGAGCAGGAGAGGGACUUCUGCGGCCAGCAAAUGCUGAAAGAGCAGGAGGAAAAACGGAGUCGAGAGGCAGAGGAGCAGAAGAAACUCCUGGAGCAGAGAGCACUGUACGUGGAGAAAACCAAGAACCUGCUCACCUUCGCCGAGGGAGCAAAGGAAAUGUCCAAAGAGAAGAAGAAGGGCGGCGGCGGCGGAGGACGCCGCAAGAAAGGAGGAGACAUGGAUGAGUUUGUUAACGACGACUCGGACGAGGAGCUCCCGCUGAAGAAGAAGAAGAAGAGGAAGGGCAGCGGCAGCGAGCAGGAGGAGGCGGAGGAUGGAGAGAAGAAGAAAAAGAAGAGGAGGAGACCUUCAAAAGCCGGACAAGACGACAGCGAUGAGGAGGGAGGGGUACAGCCCAAGAAGCAACGCAAACCCAAGAAAUUCGAAAAGCCCCAGCCCGAGCGCCUGCCACCUUCUCUGAAAGGGAGGAUCAAAUCCAAGGCGAUCAUCUCCUCGUCAGAGUCGUCCUCUGAUGAGGAUGGACUGAAAAUAGCCGAAGACAGAAACCCAAGAGACAGCGGUUCAGGGUCUGAUGAUGAGGGCGGCCACAGGAAGCGCAUCGCGUCCGACAGCGACUCCGACGGCGGGGCGAACCGCUCGGGCAGUGAGGCAGGCAGCCCGCGGCGCUCCGCCGGCUCCGAGGACGACGAGUCGGGCAGCGACCGCCCGGUGAAGAAGAGGAGGGUGCAGCGGCAGUCCGACUCGGAGCAGUCCGACAACGAGAGCAAGAGGAGCCGCUCGGGGUCGGACGACGAGUCGAGGGCGGGAUCGCCCGUGGCGGCGUCGGACCGGGGAUCCGAACCGGGGUCGGACAACGAGGGCUCCCCGCGGCGCUCCGACAACGGCUCCGAGCAGGAGGCCUCCAACAACGAGGACGACGACAGCGACUGAGCUCCAGACUUCUCACAGACUCACGCGAUUCUGGGAACGCUCAGCGUCUGCAUUUUAAUUUCCUGUUAAAAGCAGGGAUCCCGCCCAGUGUAAUCACGUCACAUUAGCCUAGUCUUAGUUUGUUUUUGUUUUUUGUCUUGGGCCACAUCAUAAUUAAAAGGUUAUAUUUCACACAGAUGCUGAACUUUUAUUGAAUAGAAAACGUUUGACGGUAACAAAAAAAACAAAGACCCUCUUUUGUAUCUUGGUGGCAGGAUGAAAUGUUCACACAAAAGGAAAGUGAAUUGUUGAAUAAUAAAAAAAAAAUA
Messenger RNA from Salarias fasciatus (jewelled blenny), 3831 nucleotides. RefSeq names its product CTR9 component of Paf1/RNA polymerase II complex (gene ctr9). The record is from RefSeq and is a predicted model, not a curated record. Gene Ontology annotation, molecular function: RNA polymerase II complex binding. Lineage: Eukaryota; Metazoa; Chordata; Actinopteri; Blenniiformes; Blenniidae. Gene Ontology annotation, biological process: regulation of DNA-templated transcription; transcription elongation by RNA polymerase II. Gene Ontology annotation, cellular component: Cdc73/Paf1 complex.